GCGACUGGACAGCUGAUGAACUGACUAGCGUUGUGAUAAUCGUUCAUUUGUCACAAGGUUGUUCCAUUCCAACUAUUUCCACUCGAUGUUCCAGGAACGUGGGGUGUCGAAGGGUCUAUUAAAAAUCCUAUAGAGUGUGAAUAGGAAAAAGCGCACUCACUUUCACCUACAACACCGUUGCAUUCUCCGCUGUGGGCAAUACCAAGGAAUAAAAAUGUCGGCUACAAGAUUCUCCGGAAUUGAAAUGGGUCCGCCCAUUGAAAUUUUCGCCCUGAAUAAAAAAUUCUUGGAAGACAACUUCGAGAAGAAAGUCAAUUUAACAAUCGGUGCAUAUCGUACGAACGAGGGAAAGCCCUGGGUUCUGCCAGUGGUGAAGAAAGUUGAGAGAAAUCUCGCAGAAGAUGAACUCCAGAAUCACGAAUAUCUUCCUGUCCUCGGCCUGGACGCCCUCAGCCAGAACGCCGUUGAGAUGCUCCUGGGGAAGAAUUCUCAAGCGAUUAUCCAGGGAAGAGCCUUCGGUGUGCAAUCGCUGUCGGGAACUGGGGCUCUUCGCGUUGGCGCCGAGUUCCUCUCCCGAAUUCUCCGUUAUGACACGUUUUACUACAGCAAACCAACCUGGGAGAAUCAUAAACUGAUCUUCACGAAUGCGGGAUUCAAGAAGGGCUGUGAGUACAGGUACUGGGAUCCAGUGAACCGCAGUGUGGACAUCGAGGGGAUGCUCGAGGACCUCAGCAAUGCUCCCGAGAAUUCUGUCAUCAUUCUCCACGCUUGUGCUCACAACCCCACGGGCUGUGAUCCAACUGCUGAGCAGUGGGAGAAAAUAGCUGAUGUUAUUGAGCGGAAGAAACUUUUCACGUUCUUUGAUAGUGCUUAUCAAGGAUUUGCAAGUGGUGAUUUGGAUCGUGAUGCCUACGCAGUACGCCUCUUUGCAGAGCGUGGUAUUGAGUUCCUCGGGGCCCAGAGUUUCGCCAAGAAUUUCGGCCUCUACAACGAACGAGCUGGAAAUUUGGCGGUGGUGAUGAACAACGCGAAGGAGAUAGCUCAAGUUAAAUCUCAGUUGACUCUUAUCGUUCGAGGGAUGUACAGCAAUCCACCUAAUCAUGGGGCACGAAUUGUGGCUUCUGUUCUGGGGAAUGCAGACCUCUAUGAAGAAUGGAAAGAUCAUAUUCGCAUAAUGGCUAACAGAAUAAUCAAGAUGAGACAAGGAUUAUACGAGAGACUUAUCAAGCUUGGAACUCCAGGAACAUGGGAGCACAUAACAAAACAGAUCGGAAUGUUUUCAUACACUGGGCUGACAGAAAUCCAAGUGGAACAUCUGAGGAACCACUACCACAUUUACAUGGCUCGAAGUGGACGCAUAAACAUGUGCGGCCUCAACGAUCGUAAUAUGGAGUACGUGGCGAAUGCAUUCCACGAAACAAUCGUCUCACUACCAGACAAUGAGAAUAAUUAAUGAUAAUCUCACAUGAGGAAUCAAUAAUAUUGUUUGAAAUUCGACAAGUUUAUACGUACGUUGAGUAGUUUUAUAUGGCUAUCUCCGUGCUCUCGAGGACUCGCACGUACGAAAACUUUUCAUAGAAAAAUUUGGGCAAUCAGCUUUAAAAUUCGAUUGGAUUUCUAUUCAACUUUUUUUGGCUGUGCAUUUUUUUCAAUGGAAAUAUUCAAUGAAGAUUGAAUAAUCUAUGGGAAAUUAAAGAAUAAAUAAUGUAUAGAAAAAAAUGAGUAGAAUUCGAUUUUCGAUGCAAUUUAUUCUAUUGAUAUUUCCGCUGGA
Messenger RNA from Diachasma alloeum, 1771 nucleotides. RefSeq names its product aspartate aminotransferase, cytoplasmic (gene Got1). The record is from RefSeq and is a predicted model, not a curated record. The transcript has 7 exons. Gene Ontology annotation, molecular function: pyridoxal phosphate binding; L-aspartate:2-oxoglutarate transaminase activity. The coding region runs from base 215 to 1453 and encodes 412 amino acids. Lineage: Eukaryota; Metazoa; Arthropoda; Insecta; Hymenoptera; Braconidae. Gene Ontology annotation, biological process: L-aspartate biosynthetic process. Gene Ontology annotation, cellular component: cytosol.